Messenger RNA from Brassica oleracea var. oleracea, 1119 nucleotides. RefSeq lists its product as uncharacterized. The record is from RefSeq and is a predicted model, not a curated record. The transcript has 7 exons. NCBI's taxonomy places the organism in Eukaryota, Viridiplantae, Streptophyta, Magnoliopsida, Brassicales, Brassicaceae. The coding region runs from base 202 to 939 and encodes 245 amino acids.
CAUUCGCAUCUCUCUCACUAUAUUCUCUCAUCUUCCUCUUCUACUUGCUCCUUCUCCAAUAUUUAUGCACUUCUUCUCUAGCACUUUCUCACAUUAGGGCCAUUCCUCCAGAGCAGAACAAACAAGAAACAGCCAGCAAGUAGUUGCUUUGCUGGCGAAAGAAGAGUCUUAGUCUUGUUGUGUGGUUCUGAGAAAGAGCCAAUGAGCCUUCAAACUGCAGCAAAGUCAAGCAACGCCCUUGAGGGUAUCCAUGGAGUUCACGUCGUGUCGCCUUUCUCAUACGACCGAACAACCCAAGUUGGUGACUUUCAGACCAAUAAAUCCUCAGAAAUGGGAACAAAUCAAAGACUUUUCAUCGAACGUGUUUGGCAACAAAGACCUCCAUGUCUAAGGCCAAUCCAUUGCUGCAUUCGCGGGGACCAGAGUGUCUUAGAAACAGCAGCUAAUGUGGCUACUUCGCUUCCUUUCAUCUUCCUUGGAAUGCAAGCACCAAGGAAGAAUCUGAACACAAAAGUGUACGCAAACUCUCUUAUUGGAGUUGGAAUCGCUUCGAGUCUGUAUCAUACCUCUAGAGGAAAGUUGAGGAAGUACCUGAGAUGGCUAGAUUACACUAUGAUCGCCACAACAACAAUAUGUCUUUCAAGGGCUCUAAGGAAUGAGAAUCCAAAGUUCUUAAUGGCUGCAUCAGCUUUAGUUCUACCGUUUCAACCUCUAAUGGUCUCUGCUGUUCAUACCGGAAUGAUGGAGGUGGCGUUUGCUAAAAGAAGUUUAAAGGAUCCAGAUCUCAAAACAGCUCAUAACGUGCACAAGAUGUCUUCGUUACUAGGAGGUGCUCUCUUCCUAGCUGAUGAUUUCUUUCCCGAGACACAGUUCCUUCACGCUGGUUGGCACCUUGCUGCAGCCAUUGGAGUUGGAACAUGUAAUAAGCUUCUUGAAUAGUAGAUAUGGGAAGUUAUCUAUUCUUGGAACAGAGAAACCAAAAUAGUUUCUCUGUUACUCCUAAUCAGCCGACAUAACUAAGAAGCAUUGUAGUCAGUAAUAUCUACGUAAGUUCUACUAGAUGGUGUUUGCAUGAUCAUGUAAGAACGUUAUUGAAAUUAUAAAAAUCCAUGCAAUAGG